AUGUCGGACGACUUUAAGGGAUCUGUGGCGAACCCUUUGCUACCUACGGAAGCAAGCGAAGGGUUUGCGAAGGUGACGGGGCCGCAGAUCGGACAGCCUCUGCAUCGGAAGCUGUUCGUGUUUACUAGGCCGGGAUGGCGAGCGUAUCUUAAGCAGUAUAUGACGUUGCAGGAGCUCUCUGGAGCGUUCGGGGAUAUCGGACUAUUCCUGCCGCUGCUCACUGCGCUAGCCAUUGGACGAGUGCAUGGUGCACCGCAAAUUGAGUUCGGCGCAGCCCUGUUCUUCGCGGGCGUCUUCACGUCAAGUUUGGCUCUUCACUUCAAUGUACCGAUCCCGGUGCAGCCCAUGAAGACUAUUGCAGCUGUGGCAAUUGCUGACAAGCUCCCAAACGAGCAAAUUAUCGCCGCUAGUAUUCUAAUGGGGGCCAUCGUGGGGUUCUUGGCAGUGACGAACAUUAUCACGCAUGCCAGCAAGGUCGUGCCUGUAGCUAUUAUUCGUGGAAUUCAGCUGGGUGUCGUUGGUCUCGAUUCGGUGUCCGUCUCACUGCUGCUUGGAGCGUCGUGCGUCGUGUUCAUUCGCAACAAGAAAAUUCCUAUGGCACUUGUACUAUUCAUCUACGGAAUGCUCGUCGCUGUGUACCAGUACGUGCGCUUGCGUGAAGAAUAUCACCUACCUGCGCUGUCGUUUUUCGGCUCAGUGUUCGUUGCACCAGUGAUCCCGUCAGCGCACGAUUUCGGCGAGGCUUUUGUGUAUCUCGCCUUGCCCCAACUACCGCUCACUCUGCUGAACUCAGUCGUUGCUCUUGAGUCAUUGGCGGUGGAGCUCUUCCCAACACACGACAAACCCGCGGGUGUACGUCGUGUGUGCUUUAGCAUCGCUGGCGGGAACCUGUUAUUCUCGUGGUUCGGCAUGCUGCCUGUCUGUCAUGGUGCAGGUGGUCUGGCCUCUCAGUACACUUUCGGUGCACGCAGCAGCCUAGCGAUGGUAUUUCUCGGGACUUUCAAGAUGUUUUUCGCUCUGCUUCUGGGAUCCACGUGCGUGUCUCUACUUCAGACAGGUAUCUUCCCGUCAUCCGUGCUCGGCGUCAUGCUGGUCUUUAGCGGGUUGAGUCUCGCCAUCGUCGGACUCAAAGUCGAGCACGAUGCUGCACUGCUGCUACUGGCCACGACAUCGGGAUGCCUUGCCUUCAACACGGGCGUGGGAUUUCUGCUCGGUCUCGGAUGCCAUGGGCUUCUUGCUACACUUCACCACUUCAACAUCCAAUUCGAAUAG
Phytophthora infestans T30-4 is the source of this 1272-nucleotide messenger RNA. Its product is annotated as Sulfate Permease (SulP) Family. The coding region runs from base 1 to 1272 and encodes 423 amino acids. Gene Ontology annotation, biological process: molybdate ion transport. The transcript has 2 exons. The record is from RefSeq and is a predicted model, not a curated record. NCBI's taxonomy places the organism in Eukaryota, Oomycota, Peronosporomycetes, Peronosporales, Peronosporaceae. Gene Ontology annotation, molecular function: molybdate ion transmembrane transporter activity.